Molecule: messenger RNA, 1653 nt
Organism: Benincasa hispida (wax gourd)
Lineage: Eukaryota; Viridiplantae; Streptophyta; Magnoliopsida; Cucurbitales; Cucurbitaceae
Source: RefSeq, a predicted model, not a curated record
AAAAAUUAGUAUCCUCACUGUUUCAAAGCUCCAUCAAAUCAAAUCAAAAUCAUAAUCUAUCUUUCUACAAAUAAAAAGAGCAACCGAGACGCGAAGAAAAAGAGGAAGUUCAACGAGAAGAUUCGUCAUUUCAAUUGCUUUUGCUGCAGAUUGAUUCUUCUAAUUUGACGCCGGAGAUGAUGCUAGUAUCGGUACUGGCGGAGAUUCUAGAGGAGUACACGGCGGUGCUCGUGGAGGUGCUCCGGCAGCUCUUUCAUUCCGCCCCAUUUCCUCGCCGUAUCCGGUUUCUCAUCCUUCAUAAUCUCCCUUUCGUCGAUCGACCAAGCGGCGUAACGGCUUAGCGGCGAUUUUUGAUGUCGCUCAACCUCCGGACACCACUUUUGACAACCAUCAUCAGUCAACUCUAACCACCGCCCUCCAGUGACCAGUGUCGCCCAACUCCUGCCGCCACUUCUGGCAAAUGUCGUCGGCCAACUCUGAUGAAUGCUGCCGGCCAACCUUUACCCGUCACCUCGGUGAUCGCGUUGGCCAACCUCAACGACCAUUGUCAGCCAACCUUCUGUCGCAACCGGCCAACUCCGACCACUAUCAACCAAUCUUUGGUAACCCCUUCCUCCCACACUAACGAAAUUUCUGCCACUAACUCCGUCAACUAACCUCCGGCAACUACCACCAACCAACCUUAAAAACACAUUAAUAAAAAUAUCUUGGUAUAUAACAAACAAGACAAUUUUGUAUAUAAAAACACUUUUAAGAAAGAAUUAUAGUAUAUGUGUGUUUUUUAUUUUAAAGAGUUUUUAUCAAAAGCAUUUAAAUAAAAAUGAAUUUUUGAAAGAUAUUUUUUUCCUAAGUCAUCCCAAACAUGCACAUUAGACUAUAAUUGUAUAGUUAUAUAUAUUUAGGCUAUAUGUAUAAAAAACCUGGAUUUAAUUUAAUAAUAUUUUCAUUUUUUUUUUUGUCAAUUUAACUAGCUCGAAAACUUAUAAUCAUUUCCGAAACGUAAAGAUUUAAAAUGUUUAAAAUAAUUUAGCAACCAAAUAAAAAUAAAAACUCAAAGUUUAUGAUUUUUUAUUCCUCAAAUGUAAAUUGAUAAGAAAAAAGUAUAAUUUUUUCAAUAAUUAAAUUUAAUAUUAAAAUACUAAUUUAUUUCAAUGUUAAGUUAGAGUAUUACAGUAAAAAAAAAUCAUUUUUAAAUUAGUUAAAGUGACAAAAGUGGAUGAAAUUUUAUUUCUAAAUCUAGUAAAAUUAAAAUAUCAAAUUCAAUAGACUAAAUAAAAUUAUAAUUUUAGUAAAAAAUCUCUAUUUCAAUUUUUUUAUAAAAAAAUAUUUCUUCUAAAUUUUUUAGAUUAUUUUAAACUCUGCUAUAUUAAAAUAACUAAGAUGAAAAUUUUGAACUAAUCUAAAAUCUAACCAAAACCCAGACUUAGAACUUGCACUCCAAAUACAGUUUUCUUAAGCCCAGACUACCUAAAUUUCCCAACUUAAUCCCCAGGCUUAACAUUCCAAACGUGCACGUCAAAUGUCCCCUUAAAAUUAAUUUAAUGUUAUAUUAUUUUACAUUUUUAAAUAUGACUUUCAUGUCAUUCAAAUUGAUAAUUUGAAUCAUGACUUUGGAGUGAGUUUAGAAAUAAAAAAUAAAAGUAACUUUUACCA